AUGGCUACCAUUUUAGAAAAGCUCUUCACCUUGCAAGGCCGCACGGCCGUGGUGACGGGAGGCACGCGGGGCAUUGGCCAGGCCAUGGCAGUGGCCCUUGCGGAAGCAGGUUCAGAUAUCAUUCUCAUACAAAGAGAUGAAAGCAACACCGAGACAAAAACACAAGUAGAGGCACUGGGCAGAAAAGCCACCAUCUACACAGCAGACCUCUCAAGUCAGGAGGAAGUAGAAGGCUUGAGCAAGCGCAUCUUGGCCGAUGGCCACGACAUCAGUAUUCUAGUCACCUGUGCCGGCAUCCAACGCAGGCACCCCGCACACAAGUUCCCCAUGAGCGACUGGGACGAGGUUCUCCAAGUCAACCUCAAGACAGUCUGGACCCUAUGCCGAGACUUUGGCGCUUACAUGCUCACCCGCACCCCGAGCCCAGUCAACAGCCACCGCGGUAGUAUCAUCAAUGUGGCCUCACUCGUGAGCUUCCAGGGCGGCAUUACGGUACCCGCCUACGCGGCCGCCAAGGGCGGCAUAGCACAGCUGACGAAGGCGUUGAGCAACGAGUGGGCGAGCCAGGGUGUCAACGUCAACGCCAUUGCGCCUGGGUAUGUCGCCACGGACAUGAAUGAGGCGCUAAUCAAUAAUCCGGAAAGAGCGGCGAGUAUUCUGGCCAGGAUCCCCGCGGGGAGAUGGGGCACCCCGGAUGACUUCAAGGGUGCCACGGUGUUUCUUGCGGGGGCGGGGAGUUUGUACGUUUCGGGAGAGCUGCUUACAGUUGAUGGGGGCUGGAUGGGCCGAUGA
This is a messenger RNA of Colletotrichum orchidophilum, 792 nucleotides long. Its product is annotated as 2-deoxy-D-gluconate 3-dehydrogenase. Lineage: Eukaryota; Fungi; Ascomycota; Sordariomycetes; Glomerellales; Glomerellaceae. The record is from RefSeq and is a predicted model, not a curated record. The transcript has 2 exons. Gene Ontology annotation, molecular function: oxidoreductase activity, acting on the CH-OH group of donors, NAD or NADP as acceptor. Bases 1 to 792 code for a protein of 263 amino acids.